Molecule: messenger RNA, 636 nt
Organism: Microdochium trichocladiopsis
Lineage: Eukaryota; Fungi; Ascomycota; Sordariomycetes; Xylariales; Microdochiaceae
Exons: 1
Coding region: 1-636 (211 amino acids)
Source: RefSeq, a predicted model, not a curated record
AUGACAUCGAAUGCCACCAAUGGCACGAGCACGGCUGCGGCCGCGAAGCCGCCCACUGCGAAACGGUUUGAGCUUCCGGCCCUCAACUUCCAAUUUGGCUCCUUGACCGAGGGAACCAACAUUCCGCCACCGCUGCCCUCGCCGAUAUUGGAGGAGCCAGCCACCCAGCUGCCCCAGACUCCAAGGGCGAAGACCGCCAAUGGGGCGCCUGCAGGGCUGGACGGAGCGGGCAAUUCUGUCACUGUCUCUUCUGGUAGUGGUAAGAAGUCGUCGGAUGCUGUGCCUGUGUCUCCCACUGGCUCAAGUCGAGGCAGCCUGAGGCGGUACCUCAGCAAGUCACUCCUCAACGCGUCCUACGAGGAGCAGGCGCCUGCGAAUGGCCAAGGCCCGCCGCGGCCACCCAGCCGGACAGCCAGCGUCCUCGACGAUAGGAAGGCGAAACGAAGCAGCGGGUGGUUCAGGCGCUUAACAUCGAGCGACGGGACGAACAAGCGCACCAGCCUGGCGUUACAAGACAGCAACACUCCUCAGCCAGCAGCGACAGGCCCGCCGCCUCCCAAAAUCCCAGAAAUGAGUCAGUGGAAGGCUCAGGUCGAUACCUCGCUGGGCGAUGACCUGUUCAAAAGCAUUCGCUGA